GCGUACUUUCUUCUUCAAUUUUCUAUUACCUUUUUGCCUCGGAGAUUUGGAUUUGAUUUGCCUGGGAUUUGAUGACCAAGUCUUGAAGCAAUCGCCAUCUCUCUCUCCUCUCUCUCUAUGUUGCACUCUCGAAGGAAAGACACACAGACACUCUCUCUCUCUCUCUCUCUAAGGAAAAACACACAGUCUCUCUAUCCCUGAAUGCAAGUUGAAGGAAGAAAAGCCCAAGACGUUUGCAGGUCUAAAGAAUGAAAACCCAUAAGUUUAUGGGUGCUAAAGAACUCUCUCUAUCUUUCUCUCUUUAGUUGAAGGAAGAUGCACCCAAGAUGUGUGGGAGUUGAAAGAAAAAGAACCCAUUAUGUGUGGAAGUUGAAAGAUGAAAGUGUGAAAGUUGAUAGAAGAAGAUCAAUUGGUUUAUGCAUGUAAGGGAAAUCUCUCUCUAAAAAAUGUGAGCCAGAGAAGUUUUCACGACCUCCGUUUUAUUGAAUUUUUCCCAAAAGCAGAGUUUGGGCUUUUCUCUUGGAGAUGAGAUUAAAGGGAUGCCUUCUAAUGAGAUGUGGAUUUCUCUUGAUUUCUCUACUUUCUUGUGUUGAAACCAGUGUAGAAAUGUCAUGUUCUUCUUUGUUGGUUUCAUUGGUGGUCCUGGGAUUGUGGUUUUGGGUAAUGGUGGAAUUGGAAAAGAGUUGCAGAGUAGUGGGGGUUGAUGAGAGAGAAAGUGUGGUGAUCAAGUCCCAUUGUAACAAAAGAAUCCUUGCCAACUCUCUGAAUCCAAAACCUGGAGGUCACAUGGCACAAGAUUUCAUAUUUCCCCAUUUUAACCCUGAAAAUGCAGAAUCCAUGCGUUGUCACGGCUGCACGAAAGCCCGGCCACUGGGGGUAAAUUCAGAGAUCACGGCGAUUCUUCUCACUGUAAUUGGCCUAAAAAAUGAUUUUUUGGUUCCCAAAAAAGAAAAUGGGCUUCACGGGUGUUCUUUAAGUUCAUGCAUCAGUCGAGCUGGGCUGUAUCGCCUUCUUUUGAGAGUUCAGGUAGAGAGUGAGAGGAGAGGGAGAACCAUGCUUUCAGGUGGGUCUAGUGCUGUUCCGGCGACUGAGAACGGAGAGGGCAAUGGAUCCCCAAAGUCUCAUCACCCAAGGAUCCUGUUGGUCGAGGACAUUGAGCUCAAUCGGAUUUUGGUGAGGAAACUACUUAGAGAUCUGAAUUUACAAUGCGAAGAAGCUGAAAAUGGACAGGUUGCAGUGGAUCUCUUUAAGCAAGGGAAACAGUACGAUCUUGUGUUCAUGGACAAGGAGAUGCCGGUCAUGGACGGCCAUGAGGCCACAAGGCAGCUCCGAACACUGGGAGUGCAGACUCCAAUUGUUGCUCUGACUGGGAACAACUUGCCAUCAGACAAAGAGUCAUUUCUUGCUGCUGGUGUCGACGAAUUCCGUGCUAAGCCACUCACAAAGAACGAGCUCGUACUUCUCCUUACUCAAUAUGGACUGGUGCAUUCGAGCUCUCAAUAAUGGCGGAAACUUGCAUUUUUCUUUCUUUUAUUCGAUGUGAAUUAUGCAUUUUAGCAUUAAUUUUCUCGUAUAAAAGAGGGUGGUUUUCGUUUUUUACCCGAGUUAAUGUACCGGGCUUCGGCCCGAAAGUGAUGAGUAACAAAAAAUACUCAUUUCAUUAAUAAAGAUAAUAUGAAUAUCCCCUAGAACCUUCUUUGUUUUCCUCUCUUUUUCUUUUCUCCUUUCUUUUUGGGGUGGGGCUUGUGUUAAAGG
Messenger RNA from Amborella trichopoda, 1755 nucleotides. RefSeq lists its product as uncharacterized. The record is from RefSeq and is a predicted model, not a curated record. Gene Ontology annotation, biological process: phosphorelay signal transduction system. Lineage: Eukaryota; Viridiplantae; Streptophyta; Magnoliopsida; Amborellales; Amborellaceae.